CCGUGAACAAAAUUCGAUGUACAUACUUGAAAUCAUCAAAAUUGAAUAGUUGAAGUAGGUAUUAGUAAAUCCUGAUGUCUGACUUUAUCAUAUGCUUUUUAAUCUACCAUGUGCGAGAUAAACAAUGAAUAAUGUAAUAUCAUCUCUCCAGACCAGACAUUGAACACAAUAAAUAUCCACCUACCAAUAUAUUCCUUUCAUUACUUCGAAAAUAGACUACCAAGUGCAUUUUCGUUAUUUAUAUUCGGAAAUUCGCCAUCGUGAAAAUAUGUGGAAAGUUUUGGGUUUUUUCUUAGUACUAGCAUGUGCUUCCCAGGCAGAACGACUCAAAGUAUCUGUGUAUUAUGAAUCUCUAUGCGGGGAUAGUAUCAGAUUUGUCAAAAACCAACUUUUCCCUGUAUACAAACUCCUUGGAAAUGCUCUACAAGUUGAUCUCGUCCCAUACGGAAAAGCAAGCUCUAGCAACGAAUCAGGAAAAUUAGUAUUCACAUGUCAGCACGGUCCUCAAGAAUGCUAUGGAAACAAGUUCCAUGCAUGUGCCAUUAGUCAAAAUUCAGUGGAAGAAAGCACAGAAUUUGUAUAUUGUUCAUUGAGUUCUACUGAAGAAUCUCCUGCUUCAGACGAAACCUUGGAAAGGUGCAGCAACUCUAGCGGCAUCUCGUGGAAGGCCCUUCAAAGUUGCUACGAGAGUGGUCGAGCUGACGCCCUUCUGAUCAAAAACGGCGAAAGAACAUCCGCGAUCACUCCCCCUUUGAAGUUCGUCCCCACAAUAAUUUUCAACGAUCACUUCGAUCAGACCAAUCAGGAUAGAUCGCUGAGGGAUCUGCUGAGCGUGGUGUGCGAGCUGCUGAAUCAGCAUAAGGAAUUAAAUGGCGAAUACAAGUUCUCCUGUCAACACGGUCCGUCAGAAUGUCUUGCCAACAAAUAUCAAUCGUGUGUAUUAGCCCUAAAUUAUGGACAACAAAAAAACGUAUUGUUUGUGGACUGCAUAAUGAGAAAAAGAUCUGCAGCUGAUUUCAAUAACGUCCAGUCUUGUGCUGAGUUACUGAAUUUGAACACAGCAAAGAUCAAGGCAUGCUCUGAAAGCUCUGAAGGUGACAGACUAUUGGCUCGAAACGGUGAUUUGACUUGGCAAUUGGAUCCUCAGAUAUCCUUCGUUCCUACGAUAGUUUAUGACCAAAAAUACAACAGUGAUGCCCAAAGUCAGUCGUUGCAAGAUUUCGUUGCUGUUGUGUGCAGCAAAAUUGAAGGAAACAAACCGGAGAUUUGCAAAGACAGAAAAUUACCUCAAACUAAUGGAUGGGGCUGGUUUGGAUAAUAACUAUGUUGAACGUUUAUUGUGUUAUCGAUUUCAUUUCUAUUUACCAAAAUAUUGUCACCAAUCAUUCCUAGACAAGUCUUAAUCAAAUAUCGAAAAAAAAAUUAAAGAGUGCAUCAACGAUCAUACUUUUUUGAGAAAAUGAUGUAUUUGGAGUUGUCAAAUAUGGAAUUAUAUACAAUACUGGAUGAGGAUGAAUAAUUGUCGCAUUUUUUUUUCUACAAUGAAGGUACAGGGUCUUCACGUAUAUUUUGAACCCCCACUUAACUUUUUCAUGUAUUGUUGAAUGUUCUGUUAUAUUUCUUCCUGUAGAUUUCAUAUAUGCCAACAGAGAAACAGUUGAACAUCUCAAAAAAUACUUAUGGGCAACAUUCAUAUUUUUUUCCAUAGGACACCCUGUAUUUUAUUGCAUUUUAAGAUUCUCCCUGGAGAGCUGAUUUCAUCGAUCUAUCACAGUUGGGGUCUAGCUGAAAUGAUUACAAAGAUAUAGGGUGUGAAAAAUUGAGACUUUUUCAACUUCAGGAAUUUUUUUUGUCGAAACUAUUCAUUAUUGACCAAAACGGUUUUCAUGUCCCUAUUAUCACGAUAUUAGGACGAUACAUCAAUUAUUACACCCGGUAUAUAGAUAUAUUUGAAAUCAGGAGAAAGAGCUCUACCGUUCAGUAAAAUAAAAUACAAGGUGUUCCAUUUGUAAAAUGCCACUUUAUGUAAAAUGUUUAGAUUGACGGUGCUUUUUUGCAUUUUUCAGUACUAGAUCCUAAAUGCCCAUGAAAAAUACUUGAUUUUGUCCAUAUUAACUUUUCUGCAAGACCAAUAUUAAAUGAGAUAGCUAUUGAGUGAAAUAUAAACAAUUACCCUUCACAUAUCUUGAUCGUCUGUUCAACAAGUUACGAGAUUACUUUAAAUUUGACAACAAUAAUUUUUUUUUCAUGAGGUUGAAAUAAAAAAUGAUAUUUCUAGAAAUUAUUUAUUGUAAAAUGAGUCAAUUUUUCCAUAAAUUCGUUUUGGUUGGCCAAACUUGAGAAAAAACGAAACAGCAUGAAUAAUGUGCUGUGAAUGGAGAUUAUAAUACUAGAAAAAAAUCCUAUAAUAAUACUUUGAUGGGUAACACUGAAAUUAACAACACUAAAAUCGACGAAAAGUGCUUAGGGGAACCCCCACUCUUCCCUCUCCGCUUGCAUCUCUCGCACUCGCUCUCACUUAUGAGAAACUCCGAUAUUUCUAGGAAAUUCCUGAGGGCAAUCGUUUGCAGAGCCUCCUUGUAUGUGUGCUCGAAAACCACCAUGGGGAUGAAAGUGACCUUCUCUUUGACUUCCCCGGUUCGGUUCCCAUUCUUUGCCAAAAGUUCGUUUCCUUUUCCAGAUUUCACACAAUUCUGGAUCUCCGUCCAAUUAACACCGUGGUCGAUGGCACACUAAAAAUAAUAUCAAAAAUAUUUGAACGAUAACUA
Molecule: messenger RNA, 2768 nt
Organism: Phaedon cochleariae (mustard beetle)
Lineage: Eukaryota; Metazoa; Arthropoda; Insecta; Coleoptera; Chrysomelidae
Source: the annotation of a GenBank genome assembly